Ichthyophthirius multifiliis is the source of this 2049-nucleotide messenger RNA. Its product is annotated as succinate dehydrogenase, putative. The transcript has 5 exons. Gene Ontology annotation, biological process: mitochondrial electron transport, succinate to ubiquinone; tricarboxylic acid cycle. The record is from RefSeq and is a predicted model, not a curated record. NCBI's taxonomy places the organism in Eukaryota, Ciliophora, Oligohymenophorea, Hymenostomatida. Gene Ontology annotation, molecular function: succinate dehydrogenase (quinone) activity; flavin adenine dinucleotide binding; electron transfer activity.
UAAAAAAAAAAUUAUAAAUAAAAUAAAAUAAAAUAUAAAAAAAAUGUUGAAAUUUUUUUCCAGUACAUAAAGAGUUACCUUGCACAAUAAAUUAUGUAAAAAUUUUGUAGUUUUAGCAAAAGAACAUCCAGAAAAAGGACCUUCAUAAGGAUAUCUAACAAAUAAAUAUACAGUUAUUGAUCACACAUAUGAUGCAGUUGUUGUAGGAGCUGGAGGAGCAGGACUUCGUGCAGCUUUUGGUUUAGUUGAAGAAGGAUUUAAGACAGCUUGUAUAUCUAAGUUAUUCCCAACUCGUUCUCAUACAGUAGCAGCAUAAGGUGGUAUUAAUGCUGCAUUAGGUAAUAUGACAGAAGAUAACUGGAGAUGGCAUUUUUACGAUACAGUAAAAGGAUCAGAUUGGCUUGGAGAUUAAGAUGCUAUUCAUUAUAUGACAAAAGAAGCUCCUGCAGCAGUACUUGAAUUGGAAUCUUAUGGUUUACCAUUUUCAAGAACUCCUGAAGGAAAGAUUUAUUAAAGAGCUUUUGGAGGACAAUCACUAAAGUUUGGAAAAGGAGGUUAAGCAAGAAGAACAUGUGCUGCAGCAGAUAGAACCGGGCAUGCAAUGUUACAUACUUUAUUUGGAAGAUCUUUAGGUUAUAAUUGCAAUUUCUUUAUUGAAUAUUUCGUUUUGGAUUUGAUUAUGGACGAAGAAGGAGUUUGUAGAGGAGUUAUCUGUAUGUCUAUGGCUGAUGGUACUAUUCAUAGAAUAAGAGCUCAUUACACUGUAUUAGCUGCUGGUGGUUAUGGUAGAGCUUAUUAAUCAUGCACCGCUGCGCAUACUUGUACUGGUGACGGUAUGGCUUUAGUUACUAGAGUUGGUUUACCUUUGGAAGAUCCUGAAUUUGUCUAAUUCCAUCCUACAGGUAUUUAUGGUUCGGGAUGCUUAAUGACUGAAGGAUGUAGAGGUGAAGGUGGUAAACUUAUUAAUUCAAAAGGAGAAGCUUUUAUGGAAAGAUAUGCUCCAACUGCUAAAGAUUUGGCUUCUAGAGAUGUUGUUUCUAGAGCUAUGACUAUGGAAAUCUUAGAAGGUAGAGGUGUAGGUGAAAAAAAAGACCAUAUAUAUCUAUAAUUAAAUCAUUUGAGUCCUGAAACUCUACAUACAAGACUUCCUGGUAUUUCUGAAACUGCUAGAAUAUUUGCUGGUGUUGACGUUACUAAAGAACCUUCUCCUGUGUUGCCAACUGUUCAUUAUAAUAUGGGUGGUGUACCUACUAAUUGGAAAACCGAAGUCUUGACCUAAGAUAAGGAUGGAAAAGAUAAGAUUGUUCAUGGAUUAUUGGCUGCUGGUGAAAAUGCAUGUGCUUCAGUACAUGGUGCAAAUAGACUUGGCGCUAACUCUUUACUCGAUAUUGUCGUUUUCGGAAGAGCUGCUGCUAAAUUGGUUAAGGAAAAACUUAAACCUGGUACCCCUCAUAAAGACUUACCUAAAGAUGCUGGAUUAUUAAGUUUGGAAAGAGUUGAUAAACAUAGAUAUGCUAAUGGUGAUUUUACUACUCAUUAAGUAAGAACUGCUAUGUAAGAAACUAUGUAAAGGCAUGCUUCAGUAUUUAGAAUCGAAAAAAUUUUAUCUGAAGGUGUUGAUAAAAUGGAAAAAAUUUAUUAGUAAUCAAAAAGCUUAAAAACCUUUGAUAGAGGUCUUGUUUGGAAUACUGAUUUGAUUGAAACCUUUGAACUAGAAAACUUAUUAUUAUGUGCUAAAUAAACUCUUUAUGCUGCACAUAAUAGGAAAGAAUCUAGAGGUGCUCAUGCAAGAGAUGAUUAUCCUGAAAGAAACGAUAAAGAAUGGAUGAAACAUUCAUUAUCUUGGGUCAAAGAUUUAGAUUCUGGUAAAGUUGAAAUCACUUUUAGAGAUGUUGUUAAUCAAACUUUAGAUGAAAGCGAAGUUAAACCUGUUCCUCCUGCAAAGAGAGUUUAUUGAUAAAAAUAUUUGAUUAACUUUUUUUAUUUUAUAUUUUAUAUUUUUUUAAAAAACAAUAUUAUAAUAAUAUUAAUUUUAUUUUUAUUUUAACG